GGCCGGCGCAUGCGUGCUGAGGGGAGAUCCGGGUACUUGGCAGGAUGAGAGCGGCUUUCCAAGAUGGCGGCGGAGGGAGGAGGGAAGGAAAUGAACGAAAUUAAGAGCCAGUUCACCACCCGGGAAGGCCUGUACAAGCUCCUCUCUCACUCCGAGUACAGCCGCCCCAACCGCGUCCCCUUCAACUCGCAGGGCUCCAACCCGGUGCGGGUCUCCUUCGUCAACGUCAACGACCAGUCCGGUAACGGCGAGCGCAUCUGCUUCAACGUGGGCCGCGAGCUCUACUUCUAUAUCUACAAGGGCGUGAGGAAGGUGAGAGAGGGGCACUGACACCUGACAGGGGGGGGAGGGGAA
This is a messenger RNA of Rana temporaria (common frog), 354 nucleotides long. RefSeq names its product WD repeat domain 20 (gene WDR20). The coding region runs from base 64 to 330 and encodes 88 amino acids. The transcript has a single exon. The record is from RefSeq and is a predicted model, not a curated record. NCBI's taxonomy places the organism in Eukaryota, Metazoa, Chordata, Amphibia, Anura, Ranidae. Gene Ontology annotation, molecular function: protein binding.